This is a messenger RNA of Mauremys mutica (yellowpond turtle), 904 nucleotides long. Its product is annotated as beta-microseminoprotein A1-like. The record is from RefSeq and is a predicted model, not a curated record. Bases 504 to 833 code for a protein of 109 amino acids. Lineage: Eukaryota; Metazoa; Chordata; Testudines; Geoemydidae. The transcript has 8 exons.
CCCAAAUCUGCCCAAGGGACGGCACUGCCCAUCUUUCCAAAAGAGAGAAACAGGGCCCAGUGGUUUGACUAUACUCCCACCCUGAAGUGCAGUUCCAGAACAGAACAGAAACAGCAUCAUGUGACUCAAGUGACCAGACAAUGUGAGAAACCAAACCAGCAAGCUGGCCCAAUGUCAGCAGUGUGAACAGCUCGGCUAGGACCCCAAACCUAGCCCAAACCAGGGCAGAUCCUAGCCAAACCCAUGCGCAACCAGCCCAUCUGGGAACGGUAGUGGAGUGAACCUACCUCUGCACUCGGGAUUCACUGAUCAAGGACAAUCAGCUGUGGGUGGAGAGCACCGCAGGGAAAGGGGUGUGCCGGGUUGAAGAGACUUUCACAGUGCAAGGGCUUGGCUUUGUAAGACACCUGUCUCUAGACUCUCCGUGCUAUACGAUAAUUCACUGCAAACGAAGGCGUUACUCAGGCUGGACGUGUGCUUUGGAAGGAACACACUCUGGAAGAAUGAGGCACAUGUUGGGCUUCCUUAUCAUUGUCGUCUCAGUGACAUUAUGCGAUGCACAAUGCUGGCUGAAAAGAAUUGAAUCUGAUGCACAAGGCUGCACUGAUAGGAACGGAGUGCUACAUGAAUUCAACUCCAAAUGGAAAACGAAGGAUUGCCAGAGCUGUAGCUGUAGCAAGGAAACGAUGCAGUGCUGCAGCCUCGUUAUCACCCCUGUUGUCUACGACAAAGAGAAAUGUGAAAGUAUAUUCUACGAGGAGACCUGUAGCUACAAAGUGGUGGAAAAGGCUGACCCCUCUAAGCUCUGUGAGGUCCAUGGUGCUGUGGGCUAACAAACAACCCAUUCAGAAUCAAGAUUGGCAUCUGGGCAAAUCCUUUUGGAUCACAGUUGUUUUUAAGCAUC